Corylus avellana is the source of this 2220-nucleotide messenger RNA. NCBI's taxonomy places the organism in Eukaryota, Viridiplantae, Streptophyta, Magnoliopsida, Fagales, Betulaceae. The record is from RefSeq and is a predicted model, not a curated record.
AUGGUGGUGCAACUGCAAAUGGUAUUUCAGAUAAUUUUGCUAUUGUUUUCAAUUGAUGCAAUAUUUGUACAAGCAGCUGCGAGUUUAGCAAUUAAUGGUUCAUGUGAAGCAAGCUGUGGGGGUGUUAACAUCCCAUACCCUUUUGGAAUAGGAGAUGGUUGCUUCGUUGAUGACUGGUUGGAAGUAAAUUGCAGCGACUCUUGGAGCCCUCCCAAACCUUUCUUGAGGAGCUUCAACCUGGAGGUGCUCAGCAUUUCAUUAGGAGGUACAGUUCGCGUCAACUAUCCGACAUUUUAUGAUUGUGAAAAUGAUACAAGGAGCAGCACUACAAAUAUUGUGGAGUUUGGAAAAAGCCCUUUCAUCUUCUCCCAGUCGGAGAACAGAUUCGUGGCCAUCGGCUGCGACAACCUUGCCAAAAUGGUGUCCGUAGGUGGUUUAGCUUCAGUUAUUGGUGGGUGCAUGUCAAUUUGUGACACGGGUGGAUUGAUGGACGCAAGUACUUGCAAUGGCAUCAACUGCUGCGAAACCACAAUUCCUCCACAGCUCGAUGCCUUCAGCGCAACAAUUGGCAAAGUAAAUGACAACCCUCAAACUUACGUUGCCAUCACUAUGAACAAAGGAUGCAAGUCUGCAUUCUUGGCAGAAGAAAAGUGGUUCAAGGCCGAUUACCCAUUCUCAAAUGCGUCUGACAUUAUGUUGGAAGUUCCUCUGGUGUUGGAAUGGGGGAUUUUUAACACAUCAUUCAACUCACUUCCAAUAGCCAAUGAUGGCUCGGGAUCCACCGUAAAUAAUGCCUCCUCAAACUUUAUUUGUAUUACUACUAAUCGGACCUCAAUUUUUACAUGUUCUUGCAAACAAGGCUUUGAAGGAAAUCCCUAUCUUCUUGGAGGAUGUCAAGAUAUUAACGAAUGCCUAAAUAACCCUUGUCUCAAUAAUGGAUUCACCUGUGAAAAUACUUAUGGGUCUUACAAUUGUCUGGUACCCGACUCCAAGCGAGCGAUCAUAAUAGCAGGUAUUAGCGGCUGCCUUGGGCUAUUGGUUCUAUUUGUUGGUGGAUGGUGGUCAUACAAAGUUGUAAAGCAUAGGAGGAUGAUUAAACAGAAGAACAAGUUCUUCAAACGAAAUGGUGGUUUAUUGUUACAACAACAAUUAUCUUCACAUGAAGCCAAUGUUGAGAACAUCAAGCUGAUUAAUUCAAAAGAGUUGGAGAAGGCCACUGACAAUUUUAAUGAAAAUAGAAUACUUGGCCAUGGAGGACAAGGCACUGUUUACAAAGGCAUGUUGGCAGAAGGAAGAAUUGUUGCAGUGAAAAAGUCAAAGGUACUUGAUGAAGGAAAACAACUCGAAGAAUUCAUCAAUGAAGUUGUCAUUCUUUCACAGCUUAACCACAGAAAUGUGGUUAAGCUAAUUGGAUGUUGUUUGGAGACAGAAGUUCCUAUGCUAGUUUAUGAAUACGUUCCUAACGGAACUCUUUCCCAAUAUGUCAAUGGCCAAACUCAGGAGUUUCCACUAACGUGGGAUAUGCGCUUACGAAUUGCAACAGAAGUUGCAGGAGCUCUAUUCUACUUACAUUCAGCAGCUUCCACGCCCAUUUACCAUCGGGAUAUUAAGUCUACAAACAUACUCUUAGAUGAUAAAUAUAGAGCUAAAGUAGCUGACUUUGGAACUUCAAGAUCAAUCGCUGUUGAUCAAACUCACCUAACCACAUCACUAGUGCAUGGCACUUUUGGAUACUUGGACCCUGAAUAUUUUCAGUCAAGUCAGUUUACAGAAAAGAGCGAUGUUUAUAGUUUCGGUGUUGUCCUUGCUGAGCUGUUAACUAGUGAAAAAGCAAUAUCUUCAACAAGAACACAAGAACCCAGAAGUUUAGCCGUGUAUUUCAUUCAAUCGGUGGAGCAGAAUAAUUUGUUUGAUAUUAUUGAUAGUCGAGUUUUGAAAGAGGGUAAGAAAGAAGAUAUCAUUGCGGUCGCGAACCUUGCGAUAAGGUGCUUGAACUUAAAUGGGAAGAAACGACCUACAAUGAAGGAAGUCGCAAUGGAGUUGGAGGCAAUUCAAAUGUCGCAGCAAAAAGAUCAUAACCUUCAAGAAAACUAUGAAGAGUUUGAAUAUGCCCGAGCUGAAAUGUACAAGCCAGGGGAUGAUCUUCCCCCACCAACAACUUCAACCUCAUCAGAUGCCCAACCAUUAAUAGCUUCUCAAUCAACAUGAAUCAUUAUUUGU